Vollenhovia emeryi is the source of this 1408-nucleotide messenger RNA. Its product is annotated as F-box only protein 32. Gene Ontology annotation, cellular component: nucleus; SCF ubiquitin ligase complex; cytoplasm. Lineage: Eukaryota; Metazoa; Arthropoda; Insecta; Hymenoptera; Formicidae. The transcript is spliced from 7 exons. The coding region runs from base 193 to 1224 and encodes 343 amino acids. Gene Ontology annotation, molecular function: protein binding. Gene Ontology annotation, biological process: protein ubiquitination. The record is from RefSeq and is a predicted model, not a curated record.
GGAGAGCGCGAGAGCGAGCGAGUCGUUCCGCGAGGCGCAGCGGACGCGCACACCACACACUCGGCGUCCGCGGACACGGCGAGGUUGCGCCCUGCGCCGUCUCUCGGUGUUGCGAGUGGUCGCUCCCGUUGCCGCCGUCGGCCAGCGUCGGCAUAGCGCGCGCGCGCGCGCGCGCCCGCCCCCGGGCCCAGGAUGCCGUUCAUAUCCAAGGACUGGCGCAGCCCGGGCGAGGAAUGGGUGAAGACGGUCGAGGGCUGGGAAAAGAAGAAGAUCCUCGAGUGCGCCAACAACAAAACCCUCUCGCUUCUCCUACGCGGCGAAAAGGAUGCCGGCGAUAAGAAGGAGAAGGACAAGAAGAAAGAAAACGCCGUCCAACCACAUUGUCACAUCACGCUGAAGUGUACACGCGAGAUCGCCGGCUUCAAUGGUCUGAGUGACGCCCUGAAGAGGCUGGAUUUCCUGUCCGCGGUACACGACUGCCGUCGAUUCAAUUAUAUAGUCCGUCUCCUGGAUCUCCUGGUCAGUCACAGGAUGGGCGGUCUUAGCGGAUGCGCCCAGAGAGUGCUCUUCAACAUGCUCGAGGAAGUCGCUCUGGAAGUAUCGCUGUCGCAACAACAGACAGGAAGGCUGCGGCGUCUUAUAGAGAGAGUUCGAGCCUUCAGCGCUGGCUGCUGCUGGGGCGGUAGACCCUUGGGCUCCGUUAUCUUAUGGGAGAAGCAUAAAGCGGCUCUGGAGAGAAUCUUGCAGAUUGCCUCAUCCAUCACUAUCACCCAGCCGGACGAGGAGCAGCAACCCCAGUGGUCGGAUCUGCCGCCUGAGUGCCGUCGAGAGGUCCUCCUACGCUUGAGCGAUCCUCGAGACAUCGAAGCCUCGUCCGAGGCGUGCGAGCACCUCGCCAUUCUGGCGCAGGAACAGCGAAUCUGGCGCGAGCUCGCCCAGUAUCACUUCACGCCGCAGCAAAUCGCCACCACCAGACAAAAUAAUCCUGGGAAAGACUGGAAAACCAUAUUCACUAUCGCUCGAAGGUCGUUCGGAUUACGGGAGGAGUACGCCGAGAUGAUACAGUUGUGCCGCAAUUGCCGUUGCUUGUUUUGGCGAUCGCUGGGCCACCCUUGCAUCGCGGAUCAGGACCCAGCGUUUCAAGAGAAACUGGCGGACGUCGACCAGGCGUCCCUCCACGUGCCGAUCCCUCCGCAAACCUUCCUGAAAUUUUUCUCGCUGUGAAAGCUUUCGCGAUGCGAUUAUAUUGAGAAAGCGCGUAUAAGAAUGAGUGGCGUGUAUGUGUGUGUGUGCGCGCGCGCGUGCGUGCGGAAAAGCGGCGACGUAACUGCCGCUGUGAAUGAUUGUGGCCGAAGAGACGAGUGCAAUACGUGUGGGAGAAGAUAAUAGAAUGACGUUUAAAAAUGUU